This is a messenger RNA of Arabidopsis arenosa, 1136 nucleotides long. Lineage: Eukaryota; Viridiplantae; Streptophyta; Magnoliopsida; Brassicales; Brassicaceae. The record is from the annotation of a GenBank genome assembly.
UUCAUUCCCAAAGAGAAGUAAAAAAAAACAAUGAAGGGAGAUCUAAAAAAUAUGUUUUACGUUGGAUUGGUGGUGAUGAUCUAUGCGUUUACGUUCAUUGCACAACUAGAAGCAGCCUCGCAAACAAAGACAUGUGUCCAAAGGAAAAGUCCAUGUUUCCUUAAGAAGCAAACUUGCCCCAAGCAAUGCCCUUCGUUUUCCCCUCCUAAUGGCAGCACCAAGGCUUGUGUCAUCGAUUGCUUUAACCCUAUUUGCAAAGCCACUUGCCGAAAUAGGAAGCCUAAUUGCAACGGCAAAGGAUCAGCAUGCUUAGACCCACGUUUCAUCGGCGGAGACGGCAUCGUGUUCUACUUUCACGGCAAACGCGAAGAGCAUUUUGCACUCGUCUCCGACGUUGACUUCCAAGUUAAUGCACGUUUCAUUGGUCUUAGACCUUCUGGUAGGGCAAGAGACUUCACAUGGAUCCAAUCCUUGGGUCUAAUCUUUGGCCCCAAUAGCAAAACCUUCUCACUCGAGGCUACAAAAGCCGCGAAAUGGGAUCACCAGGUCGACCAUUUACGUCUUUCUUUCGAGGGAAAAGAGAUCUCUUUACCAAAAGGAGAUUCAUCAGUGUGGAGUCCUCCAGGAGACUAUAUAAAGAUCGAGAGAACUUCAGACAUAAACUCGGUGUUGGUCACGUUACAAGACAUUGCCGAGAUUUGGAUCAAUGUGGUGCCGGUAACAAAAGAAGACGACAUAAUCCAUAAAUACGGGAGACCGGAGAAUGACUGUUUUGCUCAUCUUGAGGUUCAGUUCCGGUUCUUGAAGUUGUCCUCAAACGUGGAGGGUGUUUUAGGAAGAACGUAUAGAGAAGAUUUCAAGAACCCGGCAAAACCUGGCGUGGCUAUGCCGGUUGUUGGUGGAGAAGAUAAAUACCGAACGGGGUCACUUUUUGAAACAAGUUGUAAUGCUUGUGUUUACUCGGAUGGCUCAAGAAGUUUGGACAAGAUAGAGCCAUUGUUGCUGAAUCAAAACACUGUUGAUUGCACUGGUGGAUCGAGCAGUGGUGUUGGAAUCUUUUGCAGAAAGUAAAGAAAAUUUUAUUAUUUACUCAAAAUAAAAUCAUAUAAAAACGAUAAUAAUAGAUCAAAAGAUGU